GAAAAUCCGUGAAAGGCAUGACUCAUACCGUUGCGUUUUGUUUGAUACUGAGAAACGAACUUGGGCUGGUCCGAUUUAAACUGACCGAUUAGCUAGAUUCCAGUUGAUUCGUUUGUGUCCCGCAUGAGUCACAACAUCAUAUAACUACGGUGAACUGGUAGUGUUUUUGGAUGAUAUUUUUAUGGAAAUAAGUGACUCCGCAUAUUAUUUGCUGUUAUCUUUGGUAAUAAUACCAGUGAAGUUGUUUUCGGAUCUGUGGUCUUGGAUUGGUUGGGAGUUAUACAAAAACAACUAAUUAACAAUGAGUGGACAAUUCCAGGAGAACCGUGACAUCAACAAUGUGAAAAAAAACCUUAAGCUUAACCUGAACAGCAAAAAUCUUAGUCUACCUUUAAAUCCACCCAUUUUAUCUUCACCAGAUUUGAAAAUGUUAAAAGUGGGCACACCAGAACUUGAGAACAUGAUUUUGAAUACCAACAUGACAAACACACCCACACCAUCAAUUGGCUUUCCCAAAGCUGUGACUGUGGAGCAGGAAUCUUUCACUGCAGGAUUUAUUGAAGCUCUACACAACUUGCACAACAACAGUUCAAUGCAUGGUUCGGACAGUAACACAAGCAGCAUAGUUAGUGAUUCAAACCUCUUUCACAUAAAAGAAGAACCACAAACAGUUCCGAACAUCGGUAACAGCCCCCCAAUGUCACCUGUAGACAUGGAACAACAGGAAAGAAUAAAACUAGAAAGAAAAAGACAGAGGAACCGAUUGGCAGCUUCUAAAUGCCGAUCUAGGAAGUUAGAGAGGAUUUCCAAGCUGGAGGAUAAAGUGAAGCAGUUGAAAAGUGAAAAUGCUGAUCUAACAUCGAUGAUGAACCAGAUGAAAGAAACUGUCAGUCUCUUGAAAUUGGAAGUGAUACAACAUAAUAAAGCUGGUUGUGAUUUGGGGUUCUAUACCCAAUGAUUUUUAAUUGGUUGUUUCUAGAUAUGUAUUAUAAUAUAUUUAUAUAUUUUUUAUAAAUAGUGUUAGUGAUUUAACAUGAAAUGUACCAGAUUGUAUUGAGUUUUUCAUAUUUAAGAGCUUUAUUUUAUA
Aethina tumida (small hive beetle) is the source of this 1087-nucleotide messenger RNA. RefSeq names its product transcription factor JunD (gene Jra). NCBI's taxonomy places the organism in Eukaryota, Metazoa, Arthropoda, Insecta, Coleoptera, Nitidulidae. Gene Ontology annotation, molecular function: transcription factor binding; RNA polymerase II cis-regulatory region sequence-specific DNA binding; DNA-binding transcription factor activity, RNA polymerase II-specific. The record is from RefSeq and is a predicted model, not a curated record. Gene Ontology annotation, biological process: regulation of cell cycle; regulation of transcription by RNA polymerase II; regulation of cell population proliferation. The transcript is spliced from 3 exons. Bases 302 to 958 code for a protein of 218 amino acids. Gene Ontology annotation, cellular component: transcription regulator complex.